GACGCCUACUACAUCACACCCCCGCCGCACUCACCGUCCGCCGCGUCUGCCUCCAGCUCCGCAUCUGUCGGUCCUCCUCCCUUCUCCUCCCUUUUUGUCUCAACCGAUCCCAAUCGCCCCAAGCUCACCGAGGCAUCUGGACCGGCUUCGCUCCCGGCCUUUGUGUCCCCGCCACCUGUCGAGGAGCCUCUCGACCCGGCCCCCUCGUCGUCGGUUGUCGCAGACACCAAGGCGUCCUUCUCCGAUCCUAAGAGCGACCUUGGGAAAAGUACCGACGACGGAGAACCGCCGCCGCCGUAUACUGAAGGUUAUAGUCCACUUGAAUCAUUUACAUACGUGAUGGCAGCAGCAGGAGGCGCCUCAAGCAUCAUUACCCAGGUCCAACAGACCGGGGGUCCACCAAUCAACACUCUUGGAGAUAUUGGUGGAGAUGAACAUAUCACGCUUGAUCUCCGGGGUACUCGGUUUACGUUGUCCCGCGAUGAGCUAUUGACACUGCCAGAGUUUGUUUUGCUGUCCCUCUUCCCCAAUGGUCUUCUUCCUGAUGGACAUAUGGGUGGAUUCCAUGAAGGCGAUAUUUAUCCUGUUGAUGUAAGUGUACAAUGCAGCCACCGCAUUCCGGCUUUUAUCGAAGUCCUCUGGGCUAACAGCCCCCAGUAUGACCCGGCAUCACUCCAAUACAUGCUUGAUUUCUUCCGCUCUGUCGCGCAAUCUAUUCCAUCUUCGCUACCUUCGACGUCCACCUCUCCGGAACUAGACAUCCCCGAUGUUAUGCAAAACUCCGCUCGUGACAUGCUUCAAGACCGUGCCGGCAUCAUUGUUUUACGUGAAGAUCUAGACUUCUACGUCAUCCCUCCCAAGCCUGAUAUCGGGCAUGAGGAGAUGCUCGAAGUCAAGCGAGCUGCUGGCCGAGCAUUAUUGAAGCAGGAUGGCAUUUUCUCUGGGCUACGCAAGAGUGAGGAGGUGGGAUCCACUGAACAGCACUUGAUCGAGAUGCUGACUGCCGGUGGUUUCGAUCGUGAGGAUCAAUGGGGCCAUCGAGCCCCAGAGCCCAGUAAGGCAGUAAUCUGCAGCCUUGCUUUGGCCAAGCUUCGCACUGAUAUUCGAGGCGACUUGUCGAAUAAUAAUGCAGUUGGAAUGGCCCAAAAGCUCCUCCUCUUCUGGCGAAAACCUGCCCGCCGAUGCUGGUGGGAAGGUGUCGAUCUCAACGACGUUGAGGGGGUGGAGGGCCAGUUGAAGGUCUGGAUUCGCCGAGUCUGGACUUUGGAAAUGGUAAGAAUUCUACCGCCACCCCAUUACUACUUCUCCCAUUUUCAGAUUCCAAUUGCUAAUAAUUGCUUCUCCUCAGAG
This is a messenger RNA of Penicillium macrosclerotiorum, 1350 nucleotides long. Its product is annotated as putative general stress response protein Whi2. Lineage: Eukaryota; Fungi; Ascomycota; Eurotiomycetes; Eurotiales; Aspergillaceae. The annotation marks the transcript as partial. The transcript has 4 exons. Gene Ontology annotation, cellular component: nucleus. Gene Ontology annotation, molecular function: RNA binding. The record is from RefSeq and is a predicted model, not a curated record.